This is a messenger RNA of Alternaria arborescens, 2811 nucleotides long. RefSeq lists its product as hypothetical. The transcript is spliced from 2 exons. Bases 1 to 2811 code for a protein of 936 amino acids. The record is from RefSeq and is a predicted model, not a curated record. NCBI's taxonomy places the organism in Eukaryota, Fungi, Ascomycota, Dothideomycetes, Pleosporales, Pleosporaceae.
AUGGAUCGCCAACACGCCAUCACAGAACCCGAACAGCGAGAUGAAUAUGCAACUGGAUGGGCUCAUCGAGAACUUAACAUGAUGCCCAUAGCGGUCACCCAAACAGACACACGGCAAGCUAUGCUACUCAUAGACGGUCGCGACACACUAAGUAGCUUUCCAACGAGUGCAAACCCACGAGAUACCUCUCAGUCAACUUCGUGGGUGGCCUUCAAGCCUUGUCAACAACGAGCAGGAUUUGCUGGAUGUGACCACGGACAAGGAUCAGGCCUGCCAGAAGAGGUGCAACAGGAGCUCGCCGAAGCGGAGUUGCGGCAUACUGUAGCACGCUAUCAAAUCCUAGAAAAGGCAAAAGCCUUCUCUCCAAGCACACACACACGGAUUGUAGAUUCUCCCUGUAUGGGUCCUGUCAUGGGUAGCACAAUCACCGACUAUGGUGGGGAAUCUGGUCCUUCCAACGCGUUCAUGCAUUCACAUCAGCUUUUCAACCACGACCCUAUGCCGAAUGAUAGCGGCAGCAUGCAGGGUUCCAACCUCGGUGUCUGGCAUACACAGCAGAUCCCAGAUACCACGUUUGAUCUGAAUCCUUCCCAGAAUGUCGUCCAUGAUCCAGAUCAGACGAGCAUUACCUUUCCCGAUAUCCACGUCGACGACCCUAGUGCUCCCUAUCAGGUCAUGUAUCGUGAGCCAUCCACAGAGAUCUCGAUGCGACUCAGAACACCACCUUACAACAGGAUGAUUCCUAUCUUAGAUACAGGCGACCACGCAAACAACGGAUCUUUCUUGGAAGCUACUAAUCCUUGUCACAGCACGCAAUCAGUUCUUGCGCGGCAAGGAGUUGGAUCCGUCGCUGUUGAUGCAGAUAAUCUGGAAAUGUAUCCGAUUGAUGACGCCGCCUGCAACAUGACAAGUCCUCUUACUGUUCCACCGUGGAACGGCAACAUCGCUUCGCGUCAAGGCCAUUCCUUUAUUGCAGUGUCGCCUGGGUCGUCGUCUUAUCCGACGAGCGAGCAAUAUGCUACAGGCUGUGCCGAUGCAGUAGAAACUGCCGCUCCCCUGCUCCAUUCUCAAACCAUGACAGUCGUCUCUGGAAUCGGUGGCGACCAAUUAUCCAUCGCCAAAAGAAAAACAUGCGGUUCGGAUAACGCUGGCUAUGACAAAACAUUGUCUAGUUGUGCGCUCGACAAUAUCUACUUUCAUACAAGCCCUGAAGCUGAUCGUGAACGUAAAAAAGGCCACCCAAAGCGCCGAAAGGUUACGACAAAAGCUUCUUGGUCCUGCUUUGGAUGUCGCCUCAACAAAAAGAAGUGCGAAACUUCGAUCGACGGUCCCUGCCUUCGAUGCAAGGACAUAUUGAGCAAGAAUGCCUAUCGCACACCAGUUCAGAAGUUCACAUGUAAUGUCAGAACGAAGUUCGUAGACUUUGCAUUUUCAUGCUUCACCGAUGUACCGGAGACGUCUGAUUCUGAGAGGGGACUACUUAGAGCAGCUUCAACAUUCCUGUUCACAGCUGAGUUCCAGGUGAAAAGAAUCGGAUCCACUUUGCCAAUAACCAUCGACAACAUCAUGAGAUCUGAGCGAGCUAUGAUGACCAUGAUCCACAAACUUUUGGAGGGUCUCCGCAGCUUCCUCGACUUCAUGGAGCCGCUACACGCCAGACGAUUUUUCCGACAGUGCACCCAUCAAUCGGUGAUAUGGAGUUACUCUUCGAGCAUACUCAAGUGGGAGAGCGUAAUCAGCUUUCUUUGGCCGAGUCUGAAAGAUGACCUUUACUUCCAUAAAAAUUACCAUCUUCAUACGCUGCGCCGAAUCUCUCUCGAAUGGCUCGAUCAUAUGGCAUACCUGGGACACUAUUUUCUGGUAGCUGUGUUGCUGAACGUAUGGUAUGAGGAGCUAUUGGUCAUGGACAAGAACCCCAUAACAAGCAGCUCCGCGAAAGAUCACCUCCAAUCCUGUCUUAUGGACCGCAUGCUACAUGUUUAUCGCAGCCUCUUCCCUACCAGUACUGCUGGUAAGGCCUCACGGAAAAAGGAGUUCAAUGGUUUCGCGAUGACACUCAGUCUUUUCCCCUCCACAACCACACUAUUGCCGUCACACUAUUAUCAAUUCUCGAUGUUCAAUUGUGCACGGCAUAUAGUACAACAACAGAAGAUAUCCAUACGCUCCGAUGAGAGCCUACCACCGGAAAAAGCUGAUCCGCACUGCCAGAAGCCAUCGCAACACUCCUUUCCUAUGCUGAAAGCUUACGUUCCCGCACAGCUGUUUGUUAUCUUAGGCCUGGACACAGAAACGCAAGAUCUCGGUCCAGAUACGCAGUGGAUGGAACCUAUUGAAUUGCGCAUUCAAGAACAUCUCAAGACCUACGAUGAAAAGGUUCAGAAGGAGAUACUCGACCUUUCGCCUUAUAUCCUGUCCGUUGGGACCAAGGCGGUCUUCGACGACAUCGAUAGAAUCCUUGCAGAGAAGGGUCUUGGCCAUCGGGACCGUGCAGCUUGGGAUAGUAAAGGAAGAACACUACUGCCUCGGAUUGUCGAAUCCUCCAUUCGCUAUUGCACAAUGCUCUUAGAGUCUGUACAUUUCUGGUCUUUAUCGCAGAAGAGAGAAGUGACGCUCGCGAAAUUUCUUAUGAAAAACCGAGACUUAGAGGAUAAGUACUUCCGGGACUUAGUCGAUGGCUCUGACUCUUCCAGAGCUAGGCCAAUUCCUAUCGUGACGAGCUGGGUGUCAAGUCUGCAGUCGAUAGAUCCGGAGGUAGUCAAAUUGGUUUUGGGGUCCCCCUCAAAUCCGAGGAGGCACGUGUAUACUAUGUAG